Messenger RNA from Enterospora canceri, 366 nucleotides. The record is from the annotation of a GenBank genome assembly. NCBI's taxonomy places the organism in Eukaryota, Fungi, Microsporidia, Enterocytozoonidae.
AUGAGUGAGAAAUUGUUUAGGGAGUAUUUUAAGGAGCUUAGAAGGGUGUCAGAGUACAGGAAGAAUAGAAAGAAGCUUCUUAACAUGAUAUUCUGGGAGUACGAGAACUACAACAUGGAUAAGUUUGAGGACAGAGAUGCAAAAAUAUACAAAAUAAUCAGCGAGAAGAAGAACUACCCGAAUUCAUUUCUGGGGUCGUCAUUGGGCUUCACGAAGUCAACGAUGGAUUCGAGAUACCAGGAGGUGUUGAACAAGUUCAGGCUGGACAAGAGGCCUCAGGUGGCAUCUCCAAGAAACUGUCUUGAAUUUGAGAAGCUGAAGUUUCUGCUAGUGAAAUUGUUUGAAUUCAAAAAGAAGAAGAAAUGA